CUAUGGUGGGGUGACCUAUUUCGUCCCAUCGGCGAUUUCCUUCUCCGAUCGAAGUUUCUUGUGUGAUGAGCUGUAAUACUCUGACGAUUUCCGACCUAAUAUCAUCCAAUGAAAUGAAGAAUUGAAUGAAAGAUCGACUACAUAUGGCGGAUAAGAAGAAGAUCAAGAGCGAAGCUAGUAGUAGCAAUAGCAUUAAUAAUGGUGGAGCCGAAAGCGUAGUCGAUGAUGUCGGUCGCCGGAGAAGCUCUUGCGGUUAUUGCAAAUCCGGUUCCAACACCAGUAUUACUCACGGUUUAUGGGCACACAGUUUGACUGUCUAUGACUACCAAGCUCUUCUUGACAGAGGUUGGAGGAGAUCUGGAUGUUUUCUUUACAAGCCUGAGAUGGAAAAGACAUGCUGUCCGUCUUACACGAUUCGUUUGAAGGCAAGUGAUUUUGUUCCUUCCAAAGAGCAAGUUCGAGUAUCUAAACGAAUGCAGAGGUUUCUAGAUGGUUCACUGAAUGUUAAGAAACCAGAUGAACAAAAUGAGACAUCAAGGGAUUCAAAUGGCCUUUCCAAGAAGGAUACUGUCAGUUCAGUACAAGGCGAUGUUAUGGUAGAUAAUGGAGCACAAAUGAACAACUUGGAGCAAGUGACGUACUAUUUAUCCAAACAGAUUGAUUCUGUAGUGCUUGCAUGUACUGAUAGUGGGGAAUUUCCUAGUGACGUUCAGUUCUCUAAAUCUUCUGUCAAAAGCGUUGCACCAGCCAAGAGGAAAUUACAAGCGGAAACAGCAGAAGUUCUUUUGUAUUCCAGCAACAUUUCAUUUCAGAUUGCUGCUGCUUUAAGGAGGGCCAAUAAGAGUAUUCACCAAAAAGAUGACCAUUGCGUGGAGCCUACACCAAAAGUUAUUGCGGAGGUGCUAUCAAGCCAUUUAGAUAAUUUGGUUUCAGCUAUUGGUUUGUCUGUAAAAGCGUGCAAUGGACAUAUUAAUUUCUAUUCUACACAAGUACAAUCUCAGGCAGAUGUAAUAGUUGGAAAGCCUGCAGUUUCUAAAGACUCUUUGACAAGCAGUGGUAGCAAAGGGAGUUCUUCAAAUAACUCCAGAAAACUUCAGGCCAAGGGACAGAGUCUUGAGAUACGUCUGAAAAUGUCCAGUUUUGAUCCAGAAGAGUAUGCGUUGUACAGGAGAUACCAGAUUAAAGUUCAUAACGAUACACCAAAUCACGUUACUGAAAGUUCUUACAGGAGGUUCCUGGUUGACAGUCCCUUGGUUUUUGUUCCAACAAGCGGAGAUGGUGCUGUUCCUCCUUGCGGAUUCGGUUCUUUCCAUCAGCAAUAUUUGAUUAAUGGCAGGCUAGUUGCAGUUGGUGUGAUGGAUAUUCUCCCUAAAUGUCUGUCUAGUAAAUAUUUGUUUUGGGAUCCUGAUCUCGCCUUUUUGUCACUUGGGAAGUACUCAGCACUUCAAGAAAUAAAUUGGGUGAGCGAAAACCAGAAACAUUGUCCGAGCCUGCAGUAUUAUUAUCUUGGCUACUACAUUCACUCUUGCAGCAAGAUGAGAUAUAAAGCAGCAUAUCGUCCAUCUGAGCUUCUUUGUCCUCUUCGUUACCAGUGGGUUCCAUUUGAUAUUGCAAGGCCUCUACUUGAUAGAAAACGAUAUGUUGUACUAUCUGAUUAUGCCACCUUGCAAAAUGAGGCGGCUUCGUCACCUCAUAUCAUUGAAGAUCAAACAGAACAAGAAGAGGAGAGUUUUCCAGAAGAAUCAAAUGACAUUCCUAUAGACGCUGAUGAAGAAAUGUCUGAGCUUGCUUUCGAAGACUCUGAUGAUGAAUCAGGACCAGAAACCACUAGUCUGUCACCUGCAGAAAUGGGGAAAGAUGUCGGUAAUAUUGUUAUUGGUUUGAAGGGAAUGCAUCUGAAAUAUAAGGAUAUACGAGAAGCUUUUGGAGCGAAAGAAAGGAACUACCUGGAAACUCAGUUGCAUAAAUACGUGAUGGCAGUUGGUAGCGAUCUUUCGGAGAGAAUUAUUUACUCGCUUGGGUGAUGGAUGCGUUCUUGGUUGAUCAAAGUAAGGUUGAAAUGCUGUUAAUGUUGUUAAAGAUUAUGGCUUUUGUUUCAUCUUGUGGUUUCACUAGAAUACCUGACCACACUUCAGUACUCAGUUGCCUGGAUUUUAUAAAUUGUUUUGUUAGUGUAUAACUUAUGAUGCACAUAGUACAACUCUGGAUUCUGAAA
Molecule: messenger RNA, 2215 nt
Organism: Cynara cardunculus var. scolymus (artichoke)
Lineage: Eukaryota; Viridiplantae; Streptophyta; Magnoliopsida; Asterales; Asteraceae
Product: arginyl-tRNA--protein transferase 2-like
Exons: 6
Coding region: 126-2024 (632 amino acids)
Biological process (GO): protein arginylation
Cellular component (GO): cytoplasm
Molecular function (GO): arginyl-tRNA--protein transferase activity
Source: RefSeq, a predicted model, not a curated record